This is a messenger RNA of Xenia sp. Carnegie-2017, 2310 nucleotides long. Its product is annotated as type-1 angiotensin II receptor A-like. Lineage: Eukaryota; Metazoa; Cnidaria; Anthozoa; Malacalcyonacea; Xeniidae. Gene Ontology annotation, molecular function: G protein-coupled peptide receptor activity. The coding region runs from base 193 to 1194 and encodes 333 amino acids. Gene Ontology annotation, biological process: neuropeptide signaling pathway. Gene Ontology annotation, cellular component: membrane. The transcript has a single exon. The record is from RefSeq and is a predicted model, not a curated record.
ACAGCUGGCUAUGGUCAAAAAAAUGUCAUCCGAAGCCCCGGAGAUUGACCUAGACGCUGUUUAUCACAAUAGCGUGUGCUAGAGGUAACGAAACAGUUAACAAUUGAGCUGUGGACGCAAGGAUCUCCUGAAGCUGCUGUCUGAUACGUUGCUUCGUUACUUUUCUAAUCAGCAAAUUAUUCAAGGUUGGGAAUGAACAUGAAUUCUACGGCUAAUGGAAGUGAAACGCGAGUCUUUGAUCCGAAAAAUAUCGCGUUUAUAGUUAUCGCACUGUUGAUUGUGGUAUUUAAUGGUUUUGUAAUAUAUAUUGUGAAAAAUCGAAAAACACCACGUAGUAUUGGGAGCAGUGAGAAUAGCAUUUUGACAAGCUUAGCUGCAAGCGACUUUUCAUCUGGUGCUAUUGGCAUUCCUUUAACGUUUGCGUGUACUUACGCUCCUCCCAAUUAUUGUCCAAUGUGUUCCAUAAGUUACUACUUCAUAAAAUUUGUGUCCAUUUCCACAGUUCUUCAUAUUUUAGCUCUUAUUAGAGAGAGAAGUCUUACAGUGGCUCACCCGCUUCGUCAAAGAAGCAAGAAAGCCAACAUUAUAUUGAUAGCAGGGAUUUGGCUGUGUAGUCUGUUUAUGUCUAGUGUUCCCUGGAUUUGGAUCGUUGGAGUCCACGGCGUUUGUUCUAAUAAAAGAUUUGAGGAAACGUGGAAUCCAUACACCGUACACGAAAGUGUUUGUUUUCUGCUUUUUUUUGUCAUUCCGCUGCUCUUUAUUAGCAUAUUUCUGGGAAGAAUCGCAAUAGCCGUACAUCAUUUCACAAAACGGUCUUGCAGUAUGCGCAGCUUUAAAAGCGUCAAUGAACAAGCUCGAUUUCGCAAUAACGAAGUGAGAAUUUUCUUCCUAUUGCUUGGCGUAUUUCUCCUUUUUGUCGUGUGCUGGACACCGUACUUCGUGUUGACGCUGUUAUCUAUUCAUGAUGUUCACAUCGAUGUCCCUGACUGGCUUGAGUUUGCCGUGCAAUUCUCACGUUGUGUAACAAGCUUUCUAAAUCCAUUCAUCUAUGCAUUUUAUCGAGAAGACAUUUAUCAAGUCAUAAAAAGAAAACUGCGUCGCUUAGAUUUUUCUUCUAGUGUCUCUCGAGAAGAUACAUCUGUCUUCCGUCGUCAAAAAGCCACUCAAGUAACACUUGAGCUUGUUUCCAAUUGAAACAUCAAAAUGCAAGAGACAAUAAAGUGGUGACCGCAUUCUAAAUAGUCACACAAAUGUUUCUGAGCCCUAUUUUACGAAUAAUGAUAAUUCUGAUAUAGAGCAGGAUUUGAACUUGAAUACUAUUCUACGGCACAGAGUUUGGUACGUUUCGUUUUUAGACUUACAUGUGCUCCUUUUAGCAGAACUAUUAUUCCAUGCAAUUCUGAAUAUACAACUAAUAUUAUAUUGUACUAUUGUAUUAUACUAACUACAUUCUAAAUAUACAACUUUACAUGCGUGCGUAUAUCAUAUAGUGCGACCAACGCCUGCAUUCCAGAAGCUUGCGGCUUUACACUCAUUAAAGUGCAACUCGGAAAUCUCUCUCCCACUGAUUGGUGGCAACCUUAUUUUUACAUUAAUGAAAAGACUUUUCUGGUGUGUUUCAAAUCUUGUAAUCAGGUAGAUCUAAAGCCCCACUCAGAGAGAAUGAGUGUGAGCAAGCUUUUAGAAUACAGGUGUAAGUCUGCACGGGUGCUAAAAUAAAAGAAUAUUUACAAUUUGCCAUACGCUGGGAAUUGCAUGGAAUAAUUGUUAUGCGUAUGGUCUGUCCAAUGUGAAUAUUAUACACGCAUCGCCUAUACUUGAAGCAGGGCGUUAAAUGUAGCUAGAGCGUUAAUUGGGGGGGGGGGAGGGUGAAUAUUCAUAAAGUUUGUUGUGCCCGACUGAUAUCUUUUGAAAGCCACUAAAUUGCCUAAGAGCUCAGUCGGGCACAACUGAAUGUACGAAAAAAAACCCGCACGCCAAUUAACGUUCUAGUCAUGGCCUUGACUUGAAGCUACAUAGCAGGUUUUUACGUCAAGAAAACUUUUUAUUUUUUUUCAUUAUGCUUGCUUACGUAGUUUUAUCAUCGUAACUUGGAACUUAACAUAUAAUAAAUAGUGAAACGUAAAAUAAUAAAUAUUUAUAACUAUAUCGCUACACUCGCUAGACGCUUUCUCUGAAAUCGGAUGAUAUUUACUAAAGUUAACUUGAAACUUUUGUCAAUAAUUAACGUAGCUAUAUGAGAAAUUCUGCAACGAACAGUUGAACGUUGUUGGAAAGUAUGUGAAAAAAUCUAUGGUUCUAUGGCAAAAA